CUUGAUAUUGUUUUAAAGACAGCAUUUAUUGAAAAGGAAUCUAAAAGAGUGGCAAAUGAACUACUCAGAAGCCUUUUUCAGAAUGGACAGGGUUCCAAACAAGGUGGAACCCUUUCUUCAAUCAUGAGUUGGGUUUCUUCUGGUGGAAUUGUUGGAUCUCCUCUUCUUCCUGGAACUUCUUGCCCUGAAGGUCCUUGGUUUGCUUUUUUUGCUCUUGAGAUUGAACAGGAGGAACUGGAAGAAAAAACUGGUUUAUGGAGAGAAGUUCAGAAGGAACUUGCUUCAAUGACUGGCAAACCAUCAGUUGAUGCUGCACUUAAGAAAGCCUGUCAUACUCUCAAACGACCUGUUCCACCCUCAACAAUGCUGAGCAUAUAUCGCUGGUCGCAACAGGCUCUUGACACACCUUUAGAUCAUCCACUGCUUCCUCUGUUCUGGCAAAAGUUCUUUUUACAGUUUUUAGCUCGGAUUCCCUCACCUUCAGGUCAAGGAGUUGGAGGAGUUGGCCCUAAGUUCUUUGAGGGUAUGCUAAACCUUAUAUACUUGAAGCGUAUUAAGAAGAAGUUACAAGAAUGCAAAGAAUACUACUGGACAUCAAUGGAUGAGUGUAAAGCUGAAGAUGCUGAGAGACACUCAUGGCUUGAAAGUACAUCAAAGAUGAUAUGGACUUUAGGUGUUUGGCUUGAGGAGCCUCGGCUGCAUGAAGCAACUCUUUACCUGCCUGCUUUACCGCCCCUCUACAAUGCAGAAAAAUUAGCUUCUAUUCUUCAGGGAGAUAAGACACUGUGGCUUGAAUUUUUGGAUUACAAGUCAAUUAUAGAGGAACAGAAAAAAUCGGCACAGCAAUGGGAAUCAUCCCAAUUUCGUACCAUUUGCCCAAACUCUCCCUCUGUAGAUUCAAAACAAUUACCUGUAUUCAGCCAUUCUCGAGAUGAAGGAAAGAACCCUAUUGAACGCAUUUUGAUGAGACUGCAAUCAUAUGAUACUCCUAAGGGGCCACCUGAUCUAAAAUCUAGCAAAGCUGUUCUUCCUCCACUCAAGCCUGAGACAUUUCAAAGUCAAAAUGCAACAUUUGAAGCUCUUCGAGAAUCACUCCGUAUUGUAUUAGAAUAUGCUCAGCUUUAUGCUCUCCGUAUGGCUGAACACAAUGCACUUGAUUGCAGCUUUUUACAAAUUGUACCAUCCCUUUAUUCGGAUGUGAAGACUGAAGUCACACUUCAGGCUACAUGUCAAAGUGAGGGAUAUGCCAAUAGCCAUCACAAUACUGUGACCUGUGCUGGUCCUGCAACUAUUCGUAUAAAAAUUCGGGAAGCCCGUGUCAGUGAAAGGACAGAACACAUGAUAACUCAAAACCGCACUGACUGUGAAGCCCUCAUAACAAGAGCAAUGCAACCGCCACCACUCAAAGUCUGUGCAAGCAGUGUUCAAAUUGAACAGUCAAUCAAAGGCCUUACUGACGAAUAUCUAAGCUUACAAAAUCAAGGGGUUACUGAAGCCCAAUCUGCUCAUAGAGUACGUAAUGUUGGUGUGGAGCUCUUCUAUCAUUUAGUCUCAAGAUACAAUGAGGAUCUUGCAGUAUACCCUCCCACUAAACAGUUGUUCACCACUUGCUUGGAAAAUUUGGGACAGGUAUUCAUCAGUGGUGAAGAAUGUGAGUGUGAGCGCCUUUUAUCAUGUAUGGUUCAGCACCCCCGCCUUGCUGGGCUUUUGGGACCUCAUUUUACACCAACUGUUGCCGCUACCCCAGUUUUUCUUACCAUGUACAAGUCUGUGGUGGACGUUUCUGUUCAGCCCAACUCUGAUCUCAGUUUUGUGCUUCUUUCAAAGUUUGAUAUUGGCCAAUGGCUGGCAGAAGGAAAACCAACACUUAGUGAAUGUGAUGAGUUUAUUGAUAGUGUUGGCAGGGCAUUAUCUGCCAUUGGACCAACACCAGCUGAAGAAAAACAAAUUCUUCAUGAAAUGUUCUGCAAUCACUUACGCCUUGUUUUAAAACACAAAUUUCCUCUGCACUUCAAUGCAUUAAACAAUGAUGAAACAACAUCAAAAUAA
Molecule: messenger RNA, 2049 nt
Organism: Frankliniella occidentalis (western flower thrips)
Lineage: Eukaryota; Metazoa; Arthropoda; Insecta; Thysanoptera; Thripidae
Product: ectopic P granules protein 5 homolog
Exons: 12
Coding region: 124-2049 (641 amino acids)
Biological process (GO): autophagosome maturation
Cellular component (GO): cytoplasm
Source: RefSeq, a predicted model, not a curated record